GCAGCACUGAAUGAAUAAUUAUUUUUCAAUGGAGACGAAACUACAGUAGUGUUGAUUAAGUGCAUUGUUAAAUAUUAUUAUUGCCACUAGUAAUAUUUAAUUUUUUAAGUAAGAAAGACAAAAGAAUAAGAUAAAAAUGAGUAAUUCAACUAUUUCCGAUCAAUCCCUCAUGGAUAAAUCUAUGCGGAGUGUAUUCGUCGGGAAUAUCCCGUACGAAGCAACCGAGGAGAACUUGAAAGACAUAUUCAGCGAAGUUGGCCCAGUACUUUCCUUCAAAUUGGUAUUCGAUCGUGAGACAGGAAAACCUAAAGGUUAUGGUUUCUGCGAAUACAAGGAUCAAGAGACAGCGCUUAGUGCCAUGAGAAAUUUGAAUGGUUACGAAAUUGGUGGAAGAACGCUUCGUGUAGACAAUGCAUGUACAGAAAAGAGUCGUAUGGAAAUGCAGAGUCUUUUACAGGGACAGAAUACUGAGAAUCCGUAUGGAGAGGCAGUUCAAGCUGACAAAGCUCCUGAAGCAAUAAGUAAAGCAGUAGCUUCUCUUCCACCUGAACAAAUGUUUGAAUUAAUGAAACAUAUGAAGAUAUGCGUGCAGAAUAAUCCUAACGAAGCUCGACAAAUGUUACUUCAGAAUCCGCAACUUGCCUAUGCUUUGUUACAAGCACAGGUAGUAAUGCGAAUAGUGGAUCCUCAUACUGCUGUUAAUAUGUUACAUAAAGCUAAUCCAAUCCCAAGCGUGUUGACACCUUCAGAAAAACCAGUGGUGCAUCAGAUUCCACCUCGUAUUGAAGAACCAUGGGCAGCGCCAAGACCUACACCAGUUGCCAAUCCUCCUGCUCCUAUUUUUGCAGGUCAAGAUGUAGAUCUUCGAACAUUGGAUAGACAGAUGGAUCCUCGUUUAGCAAGAUUAGAUCAAGAUUUAAGAGGACCACCACAAACUCAGACAACUACAGUUACCGUACCACCAAUCAUAACUGCUACUGCUGACCCUAGGGGACCUCCUACUACUUUUACUUUACCAGAUACCAAUCUUCCUGUAGUAGAAGGAGUGGAGAGCUUUUGUCGUGAUCCAAGAGCUGACAGAUUUGGUAGAGAUCCAAGGGAUCCAAGAGAUCCCCGUAUGCCCAUUGAUCCAAGAAUCACUAAACCUAAUCCUCCUGUACCAGUAGCACCUCCUAUCGUACCAAGACCAGUAGCAGCACCUACAGUUCCACCACCGGCUGUGGUUGUUGCAAAUAACGGUGUACCUCCUACUACCGCUCUUACAACAUCUGCAAGUUCUGCUACUUCUAGACUCAUGGCGGGAAUGUCUCCAGCAGGUAAUAUACCAAAUGGUGCGUCGGAUCAAGAAAAGGCAGCAUUAAUAAUGCAAGUAUUACAGUUAUCGGAUGAACAAAUUGCCAUGCUUCCACCAGAACAAAGACAAAGUAUUUUAGUUCUUAAAGAACAAAUUGCCAAAAGUACACAGCGUUAACAAUAUAUGAUAUAAUAAAUGAUAGUAUGGUAAUACUGAUAUAAUUUUAAAGACAUUAAUCUAGGAAACAUAAGUUUUUGAAAAAUUUAACUUACAUAUAUAUAUAUAAGAUCAAAUUUAAACAAGUUUUUAUUAUAUAAACUCUGAAAAAACCACAAACAUAAUAUAUUCAAAAUAUAAUUUUAUUUCGUUUAUUUUUUUAGGAUUUCUUUAAAUUGAAAGUAACCAUCAUUGAUUAAAGAACUGUAAAUCAAUUCAGUACACGCUUUAUCUGUGUAUAAUUCGACAAACAAAUUAUUAUCAUGUCGUUCCUGAAAAAAUUAAUCUUAUUGCGUAAAGGUUUAUCAUUUUGUCAAUAAUUUCAUGAAAAUAAUAUUAAAUGAUUUAGAUAUUAAAUGUAUACCUUAAUUUUAAGUGUGAUGGUAGUAUUAUACUUUUGGUUCAUUUGUUCGAUUACCAUCUUUGAUGUCUCCGGACUAUCAUCAACAUUAAUAUUCCAUAAUUGACAUUUUAUUGCAAAUAUUGGUAAUCUAAACCAUUCUUCCUUCAUUAUACGUAAAUUACACCUUUACAAAAUAAAUAACAAUACAUUUUUUAAAAAACAUACAAUAAUUCAUCUUAUAAAUAAUAAUAUAAAUUACUUACUUCUCUAAUGUAACUAUUCGUUGUUCAUUAUUUCCAUAAUCGACGUACCAUAAGUGAACUAAAAUUUUGUUUGGAUUUCUUGUCUUGAUAACUUCUUUAAUAAGACAUCUAUACCAGAUAUUAUCGGAAAACAAUGAACAACACGGAGUAUCUAAAAAUGCAAUAUGUAACACAUUGUUAUUUAUAUAAAGAUUCAUUUUAAAUUCAUCGAUUAUAAAACUUACUUGAAACUAAAUUUUUCAUCAAGGGUUGCUCAGGAGCUUCUUUCUGUAAAUUUUCUAUCAAUAGAUUAUAUUGAUUGUAAUAAUCGUUUAAUACCUAAAAAAUAAAAUAAUAAAACGAGUACAAUAAAUUAUAUUUAAAGAUAAAAA
This is a messenger RNA of Polistes canadensis, 2487 nucleotides long. It is a transcript of the gene CstF64, whose product is annotated as cleavage stimulation factor subunit 2. Gene Ontology annotation, molecular function: mRNA binding. Gene Ontology annotation, biological process: mRNA 3'-end processing. The transcript is spliced from 8 exons. NCBI's taxonomy places the organism in Eukaryota, Metazoa, Arthropoda, Insecta, Hymenoptera, Vespidae. Bases 137 to 1471 code for a protein of 444 amino acids. The record is from RefSeq and is a predicted model, not a curated record. Gene Ontology annotation, cellular component: mRNA cleavage and polyadenylation specificity factor complex.